Elaeis guineensis (African oil palm) is the source of this 1416-nucleotide messenger RNA. RefSeq names its product cytochrome c6, chloroplastic. Gene Ontology annotation, molecular function: electron transfer activity; iron ion binding; heme binding. NCBI's taxonomy places the organism in Eukaryota, Viridiplantae, Streptophyta, Magnoliopsida, Arecales, Arecaceae. The record is from RefSeq and is a predicted model, not a curated record.
GUUGAGAGUAGGGAAGGAGAAGUACGAGGAAGGAGAAGAAAGAUGGAUUUAAGAUCCAACGAGGGCUUGGGGUUCAUAAUAUAGGUUUUGUUGCAUAUGGUUGUCAGAUAAUUUGUAGCAAUCCCACUUUGACCAGGACUGGUAUUUACAGAUCCUUUUUGAGUAAUAAACGUAAAAGGAAUCCAAAAAAUCUAAGAGCCACCGAGUUUUGCCCGGAAUCGAGUUGUGUUCUACAUGGAAUCUUUGCUAAUAAUAUUUUAUUUUUUAUAUUUUUUCAUCAAAAAAAUAAUACUUCAUUUUUUUUUUAAAUUUCGAUGACUAAUUUAUAUUUAGUCCUUAAAUAUACUCACGCAUGACAAUGUUCCAAGGUGGUAUGAUAAUACGCCAUCAAUACCCAGGAGUUGGUACAGUUUCAAUUCUGAUAGCAGGAACCUGGGCUUAAUCCUCCCUCUCCUGGAAAGUCUCUCUCUCUCUCUUCCCCCAUCAAAAACCCCACAAACGGCCGCCCCCUCCCUCUCUCUCUAUCUUGCACGCUAGCACACAAAAACAGAGUGGGCACUCUGUGAAGAGAAGAAAUGGAGCCCCUUUGCUUGAUUUCGUUAAACAAGAGUAUCCACUGCUUCACCCCGAAGGGGUGUUCGAGGAAGGAAGAGAAGCCAUGUGAUCAACACCGCCUCCAGAAAAGAAACGUCAGGUUUGUGGUGCGUUUGGUCUCUCCUCUGAUGUCUGCCAUCCUCACCUUAUCCGCUCCCAGCCUCGUUGCUCCUCCAGUAUCCUUUAGUCAGCCUGUAUCUGAUGGCAGAGCCUUGUUUCAAAAAGCCUGCAUUGGCUGCCAUGAUAUGGGAGGAAACAUAUUACAACCUGGUGCCACUCUCUUCAUGAAGGAUCUAGAAAGGAAUGGUGUUGCCACGGAGGAGGGUAUUUACAACAUCACAUACUAUGGGAAGGGAAGAAUGCCGGGUUUUGGAGAGAAAUGCACUCCAAAGGGUCAAUGCACAUUUGGACCCCGGCUGCAGGAGGAUGAGAUCAAGUUGUUGGCAGAAUUUGUUAAGUCACAAGCUGACAGAGGAUGGCCAAAUAUCGAAAGCUAUGGAGAUUGACUCCUGCAGACGACAAAAUGUCCAAAUGCAACUUCUGUUAGCAGCCAGAUAAACAUGAUGCAUUUAAAUUCAUAGACUUGUUUGUUGACUCUGUUACACAUCCAAAGCCCUGGAGAUUGAGUGCUAGACUAGAAAAAUCCAUCAGUUGCAUUUCAAUUGUUUCUAAAACAUUAUGAUCUACUUUUUAUGAGAUUUAAUCAGAAGAAAGUACCUAAUGACUAGCAAAAUGGGUGAAGCCAGUUAUCAAAAAGAAAAAAAGCAGUCAUAUUUGACCUUUCGAGAUGUACCCAAAUGAACACCAGCCCAGAAUCUAGAA